CUCUGCCCGCCGAGCCCGCGUCCAGACGACGAGGAGAAGGCCGGUCUAGUGAAGAAACUGCCUGCAGCCAGAGCCACCACUGUGAAUUCAGCUGUGAGGAUGCAAGAACUAACAUGAGAAAAAACAGUACUUUGGGAAAAUAUUUUACGGAAGUUGAGAGAAAAAGAAGAAAGAAACACUGCUGUGGAGUUUUUUGUUAAAAAAGAAUUCUGCUGAAAUGUGUUUUUUCCCCUCAAACUUAAGUUGUAUUUUGGAUUACUACCAUGUUGUGUUCAACACGGAUAAUAAGUUAUAGGAAAUAAAGCAUUUUUUAUUAUGACAAAAAACACACAGAGAAAUUCAUAAUUAGUGUGUUAUGAUUGACAUACUAAAUAUAACCUUCAAACUUGGUAAUGGGAAAGUGGUGAGCAUCAAAAGGUGGCAGAUCUGGAAAUAAGAUUCUUCAAUAUUAUAUCACUUAAUAUGAUGUCAGAAAUCAAUGCCAGUGCAACAUUCAGCUUGAAUACAUCUACAGACGAGCCAAGAACUGGCCUUUCUAGAAUGGGGCACAACAUUGUGGCUGUUUUUCUUGGACUCAUACUAUUUUUUGGCUUCUUGAAUAAUUUGGUGGUUUUCAUUCUCUUCUGCAAGUUUAAAACUCUUCGCAACCCAGUGAACAUGCUUCUGUUGAACAUCAGUGCCAGCGACAUGCUGGUCUGCAUCUCUGGUACCACCUUCAGUUUCAUAUCCAACAUCUAUGGCAGAUGGAUUGGAGGGGAGCAUGGCUGCAGGUGGUAUGGCUUUGUCAAUUCUUGUUUUGGCAUUGUGUCUCUGAUUUCACUGGCCAUUCUGUCUUAUGAACGCUACAGUACUCUUACUCUCACCAAUAAACAUGGCUCCAGCUACCAGAAGGCUCUACUAGGAGUUGGUGGCUCCUGGUUAUAUUCUCUGAUUUGGACAGUGCCACCUCUUAUUGGCUGGAGCAGCUAUGGGCUCGAGGGAGCAGGCACCAGCUGUUCGGUCCGAUGGACCUCCGAAACACCAGAGUCGGUCUCCUAUAUCAUCUGUCUCUUCAUAUUCUGCUUAGCCCUUCCAGUAAUGGUCAUGAUAUACUGCUAUGCACGCCUUUUCUACGCUGUCAAACAGGUUGGGAAAAUCCGGAAGACGGCUGCCCGCAAAAGAGAGUUCCACGUGCUCUUCAUGGUGAUCACAACUAUCAUCUGCUAUCUGGUUUGCUGGAUGCCCUAUGGUGUUAUAGCACUCCUUGCUACCUUUGGUAGGCCAGGCUUGGUGUCCCCCGUAGCAAGUAUCAUCCCAUCCAUCCUGGCAAAGAGCAGUACUGUAUACAAUCCAAUCAUCUAUAUUCUCAUGAACAAGCAGUUCUAUAAAUGCUUUCUUGUGCUUGUCCGCUGUCAGCCUCCUUCAGCUGCUGAUGGAGAAACCACAAACGUCAAGACCAUCCAGCUAAACCAGAGAGCAGAAGGAGGAGUUACAUGUCACAGCCAAGUACUUCCACAAGUGGAUGAAAAGGUGGUUUGCCUUCUGAGCCCAGAGUCAAGCACGGAACCAGUUCAUCUUAUGAAAAUGCAAAACGGUCACAGGACGUAAGUUAAAAGGUAUGAUUAUUCUUUACUGCCUUAAUGCAGAGUUGAACAUUAUAUAGAAUUGCUAUGGUGCCUCCCAUGUUAUUGAUGUUAGGUUGCAUCUAUCCAGACUUUCAGAUUAAGUCCACUGCAUGUAGAUCCUACACAUGAUGAAACAUACAAGAUUAUGCAUUCAUUCAGACACUCAUCCCCAUCUCCAGGCUUGAUGAGGAUGGAUGCUUAGAUAAGAACUACACCAGUGUAGUUUGGACAUGAACAGACACUGGAUUCUCAGGUGUAGACUUUAUGCAAAAGCAACACCUGUGGGUGAAUGUCAAAAGUAAAUGCAAGUAGGCCGGGUGAGAGAUCAGGGCAUGCACUAUUUUGCUCUUCUACCGUCAACAGCUUCUGUUCUAUGAAGCUUGUCCACCAUACUUCCCCCUUCUAUGUUUUAACAGUGACACUCUAGGCAGCACUAUUCAGUGCUCAAAUAAACCCACUUUAUCCAUUUUGAUAAAAUGGUGAAAAUUUAGACUUAAAACUCUGAAUCUUAAUACUGGAUAAAUGAUCUUUUCUUCUAAGAACUGGCAGCAACACUGUGGUAAAUAAAUGUGCUAGAUCCAAGCUAAAAAGAAAUCAGUGGGGCCUUGUGUUUAAGGGCAUACCGCCUCUGAUACUGAAAGGCAAUACAGUCCUUAUGAGUAGUAGCCACGAGUAGCCUCAUCUUGACUGCAUUCUGGGUUUUUUUGUUUUGUUUUGUUUUGUUUUUUGGUAAAGCGUACAUGUCACAUGGAUGGCAUUACUUGAUGUCUUGGCUUAAAUCCAACUUCCAGUCCCAGCUAGGGUACAUCCAUUGAAUCAAAUGUGGAAUGGUGAAUCACCAUGUACAUAAAUUCCAUCAAUGCAAUGGGUCUACUCCAGUUGUAACUUAACCCACUGCAGUCACACUGUAGUGCUAUUGUAUCUCCUGCUUCAUGAGAUGUAACUAGCAAAUAAGCAACAAAUAGGUUGUCAUAUUAAAAGCUGACAGUGCAACGGAGCUCACAGUGCAUAGUACCCUUCACACAAUCUGGUGGAGGUUUCUCCCCCAAAGAAACUUGUUUCUCCACAACAUAAGCCCUUUGUGCAGGCUGUGAGGCUGAUCUACAUUCGCUUCCUGAUGCCAUUAUGACUCUUUCUAACCAAGAAAACCCUCGCAUACAACAGAGGCUGCUCACACGCUAUUUCACAGAACUUAUCUAGACUAAAAACAAGGUAUCCAGAAAACAAACAGUGAAAGAUUUAUCCAUACUUACUACACCGCUAUGACAUCAUAUCAUGAAUGUUGCCACCCUCAUGGUACACCUUUGUAAGCUAUGGGGAGGGUAAGGGAUCAGACUGCAAUGUAGCUAAUUGUGCUGUAAUGACAUGAGACGAAGGAGAACAACCUGACAUUACUCUUUGACUGGAGUGGCCAUGUUUGGAAUAAGGAAUGUUUGGAAUCAUUCCCCAGCCUUGCCGAUAUUAAAAAAAAAAUAGAGUGAUCUCUGCCUUUACAUGGUGAAGCACCACAGACAUUGGGCAGAAUAUUCCGUCCCCCCCUUCCAUUGAUACCAUGUAUAGGUAUGGAAAUAAACCUUCAGCAUCAGAAUUACUUUCUUAGACUAGUACAGAUUCCCCCCCCCCCAUUUAAGAUUUGUUUUCUCUGGUAUGAAUAAAAUAAAUGGAGCUACUUAGCCAAACAAGCAAAGUCCCAUUGAUUCAAAAUG
Molecule: messenger RNA, 3310 nt
Organism: Pogona vitticeps (central bearded dragon)
Lineage: Eukaryota; Metazoa; Chordata; Lepidosauria; Squamata; Agamidae
Source: RefSeq, a predicted model, not a curated record